AUGGAUGAACGUUGCAAGUCGUUUAACUACAACGACUGCAACAACAAGUGCGAGUUGAACCUUGCCACAAGACGAGAGCAUCCCGAAGACUUCAAUGCAACUCAAGGGAGUGUGUACUUUGAUGCAGAUGAGGACACAUCUCUCUACUCACUGGCUGAUAGCUCCUUUAGUUACUAUCAACUGAGUUGCAAAAGGCUCUUAGAUGCCGGUAAUCGUUCAAGCGGUAUCUACACAAUCUACCCAGAUGGAUUUUGUAAAGGCGGUCUUCGCGUCUACUGUGACAUGGAAACUGACGGCGGGGGGUGGAUCGUGUUUCAGAGGCGACAAGAUGGCAGCGUGGACUUUUGGCGUAACUGGAACGAGUACCUGUCUGGCUUUGGCAAUCUGUCCGGUGAGUUCUGGUUGGGCAACGACAACUUGGUGACUCUGACGUCUGAUGAUUCACAAGGAACAUGGGAGCUACGAGUUGAUUUAGGGGACUGGGAAGGCAAAACAGUUUGGGCAAAGUACACCGAUUUUAAAAUAUCUCGUGGUAGGCGGUAUAAGUACCGUCUGAAAUAUGACUUUUACGAUAUGAACAGCACCGCUGGCGACUCUCUUGCCUACAGCAAGGGUAAGGCUUUUACAACAAAGGAUAAAGACAACGACAAGUGGGCGUACAACUGUGCAGUUUACCACAAAGGAGCCUGGUGGUUUGAUGGAGCGGGUGCUACGCACUGUAUGAUGUCUCACUUAAAUGGUAUCUAUUACCCAGAUCACCAAAAACCGGGUGCUGACUGGGGAGUCCAUUGGUUUCAUUGGAAACCUAAAGAUUACUCCUUGAAAACUUGCAGCAUGAAAAUACGUGAAGCAUAA
This is a messenger RNA of Patiria miniata (bat star), 855 nucleotides long. Its product is annotated as ficolin-2-like. The coding region runs from base 1 to 855 and encodes 284 amino acids. The record is from RefSeq and is a predicted model, not a curated record. The transcript has a single exon. Lineage: Eukaryota; Metazoa; Echinodermata; Asteroidea; Valvatida; Asterinidae.